CUUUGCUUUUCCAUUGCCAAUGCGUUUUGCUGCCGUUCGCUUGGCCUGCUCAGCCUCAGCCUCGGCCUGCGCCCCUGCGUCCGCCGCCGCCGCUCGCCACAUCCAUCUCUCUGCUGCUUCCAGUGCUGGUCGCAAUGUCCGACUAAGUCUUGGCAUGUCGCGCAGUGGAAACGAGUUUGGAGUGCUCACCGACGGACCAGACUGGACGAGCACAGAUGGCAAAGUCGCCAACCCCGUGUCCGAGGCACAAGCAAAGCGCAUCAAGUAUCACUCUGACAUUUACCGCGCUAUUCUGGCCAUGACACGCAAAAUGUCCAUGCUGAAACUGCUGCCCGACAAGCAGCUGCCAGCGCCGUUCGAGAUUGAGCGCGCACAGCAAGCCCUCGCUCAGCCAUUCGCAGUGCUCAAGAACGUCCCAGGCUCACGGCCGACUACCCUGCUGCGGUCGGUCGAGGACUCUUACAGAUCGCGACGCCCCAAGCCUGCACCCGCUGGGGAGCAGGCACCUGCUCGCCCUGCUCGUAAGGCCCGCGUGACGCUCGCAGCGGCUCCAGGCACAGCUCCCAAUGCGCGUCAAUAGUCUCAAAGAGGUGUAUUUCUAGUGUUGUUUUGUGUAUUGUUGUUGGAUUUGCAAUUCGACCCCAUUGGUUUUCGGUUUUGAUCUUUUUCUCUUUCUUCUUUUCAUGCUGGGGUUGUGCAGAGCGUUUUGGGUGGUUUCCUGCUGU
Capsaspora owczarzaki ATCC 30864 is the source of this 725-nucleotide messenger RNA. RefSeq lists its product as hypothetical. Bases 20 to 580 code for a protein of 186 amino acids. The transcript is spliced from 3 exons. The record is from RefSeq and is a predicted model, not a curated record. Gene Ontology annotation, molecular function: structural constituent of ribosome. Gene Ontology annotation, cellular component: mitochondrial large ribosomal subunit. Gene Ontology annotation, biological process: mitochondrial translation. Lineage: Eukaryota; Filasterea; Ministeriida; Capsasporidae.